Messenger RNA from Dipodomys spectabilis (banner-tailed kangaroo rat), 6583 nucleotides. Its product is annotated as protein argonaute-4. Gene Ontology annotation, molecular function: RNA binding; protein binding. The record is from RefSeq and is a predicted model, not a curated record. The transcript has 18 exons. Lineage: Eukaryota; Metazoa; Chordata; Mammalia; Rodentia; Heteromyidae. The coding region runs from base 298 to 2883 and encodes 861 amino acids.
GCUCCCGCUCCCGCUGGCAGCGGCGACGGCGGCGGCGGCGGCGGCGGCGGCGGCGGCGGCUGUGGGGAUUGUUUUUGUUGUCGCUGAGGCCGGAAGAGCCGCGGGAGCCGGGUCCCCGUCCCCGUCCCCGGGCCGGGCGCCGCCGCCGCCCCCUGCCCAGCGCCCGCGUCUCCGCGGCGCCCCUUCAGCGCCAAGAUUCCGGAGAUCAAGCGUUACGCGGCGGCGGCGGCGGCGGCGGCGGGGCCCGGAGCGGGAGGCACCGGGGACCGGGGCGAGGCGGCCCCCGCCGCUGCUGCCAUGGAGGCUCUGGGACCCGGACCUCCAACCAGCCUCUUUCAGCCACCUCGUCGUCCUGGCCUUGGAACUGUUGGGAAACCAAUUCGACUAUUAGCAAAUCAUUUCCAGGUGCAGAUCCCAAAAAUAGAUGUAUAUCAUUAUGAUGUGGAUAUUAAACCAGAAAAACGACCUCGUAGAGUCAAUAGGGAGGUAGUAGAUACAAUGGUACGGCACUUCAAGAUGCAGAUAUUUGGUGAUCGGCAGCCUGGCUAUGAUGGCAAAAGAAACAUGUACACAGCACAUCCACUGCCAAUUGGACGGGACAGAGUUGAUAUGGAGGUAACCCUCCCAGGUGAGGGUAAAGACCAAACCUUCAAAGUGUCUGUUCAAUGGGUAUCAGUUGUGAGUCUUCAGUUGCUUUUAGAAGCUUUAGCUGGGCACUUGAAUGAAGUCCCAGAUGAUUCAGUUCAAGCACUUGAUGUUAUUACAAGACAUCUUCCCUCUAUGAGGUAUACUCCAGUGGGCCGCUCUUUUUUCUCACCUCCUGAAGGUUACUACCAUCCUCUGGGAGGGGGCAGAGAGGUUUGGUUUGGCUUCCAUCAGUCUGUGAGACCUGCAAUGUGGAAUAUGAUGCUCAAUAUUGAUGUAUCUGCAACUGCUUUCUACCGGGCUCAACCUAUCAUUGAGUUCAUGUGUGAGGUGUUAGACAUUCAGAACAUCAAUGAACAGACCAAACCUCUAACUGACUCCCAGCGCGUCAAGUUUACUAAAGAAAUCAGAGGUCUCAAAGUUGAGGUGACUCACUGUGGACAGAUGAAACGGAAAUACCGAGUUUGCAAUGUGACUAGACGGCCAGCCAGUCAUCAAACCUUUCCUUUACAGCUAGAAAAUGGUCAAGCUAUGGAAUGUACAGUAGCUCAAUAUUUUAAGCAAAAGUAUAGCCUGCAGCUGAAAUACCCCCAUCUUCCCUGUCUCCAAGUGGGACAAGAGCAAAAGCAUACAUACUUGCCACUUGAGGUCUGUAAUAUAGUAGCAGGGCAGCGAUGUAUAAAGAAGCUCACAGACAAUCAGACAUCCACAAUGAUCAAAGCCACAGCAAGAUCUGCUCCUGACAGACAGGAAGAAAUCAGUAGACUGGUAAAGAGCAAUAGCAUGGUGGGUGGACCUGAUCCAUACCUUAAAGAAUUUGGGAUUGUUGUCCACAAUGAAAUGACAGAGCUUACAGGUCGGGUCCUUCCAGCCCCAAUGCUGCAGUACGGAGGCCGGAAUAAAACAGUAGCUACACCCAACCAGGGUGUCUGGGAUAUGCGAGGAAAACAGUUUUAUGCUGGCAUUGAAAUUAAAGUUUGGGCAGUUGCUUGUUUUGCACCUCAGAAACAAUGUAGAGAAGAUUUACUGAAGAGUUUCACUGACCAACUUCGUAAAAUCUCCAAGGAUGCAGGAAUGCCUAUCCAGGGUCAGCCUUGUUUCUGCAAGUAUGCACAAGGGGCAGACAGUGUGGAGCCCAUGUUUAAACAUCUGAAAAUGACAUACGUGGGCCUACAACUAAUAGUGGUUAUCUUGCCUGGGAAGACACCAGUUUAUGCUGAGGUGAAACGUGUUGGAGAUACCCUUCUAGGCAUGGCCACACAGUGUGUCCAGGUAAAAAAUGUGGUGAAGACCUCACCCCAAACCCUUUCCAACCUUUGCCUGAAGAUAAAUGCAAAACUGGGAGGAAUUAACAACGUGCUUGUACCUCAUCAAAGGCCCUCAGUGUUCCAGCAGCCUGUCAUCUUCCUGGGAGCAGAUGUUACACACCCUCCAGCAGGGGAUGGGAAGAAGCCUUCCAUUGCAGCUGUGGUGGGCAGCAUGGAUGGCCACCCCAGCCGGUACUGUGCCACAGUUCGGGUGCAGACAUCCCGGCAGGAGAUCUCCCAGGAGCUACUAUAUAGUCAGGAGGUCAUCCAGGACCUGACUAACAUGGUUCGAGAACUGCUGAUCCAGUUCUACAAAUCCACACGCUUCAAGCCCACUCGUAUCAUCUAUUACCGGGGAGGAGUAUCCGAAGGGCAAAUGAAACAGGUAGCUUGGCCUGAACUAAUAGCAAUUCGAAAGGCAUGUAUAAGUUUGGAAGAAGAUUAUCGGCCAGGAAUAACAUACAUUGUGGUGCAAAAGAGACAUCACACACGACUCUUCUGUGCAGAUAAAACAGAAAGGGUUGGGAAAAGUGGCAACGUCCCAGCAGGCACUACAGUGGACAGUACCAUCACACAUCCAUCAGAGUUUGACUUUUACCUCUGUAGUCAUGCAGGCAUUCAGGGAACCAGCCGUCCUUCACAUUAUCAGGUCUUGUGGGAUGACAACUGCUUCACUGCAGAUGAACUCCAGCUCCUGACCUACCAGCUGUGCCACACUUAUGUAAGGUGCACACGAUCAGUCUCUAUUCCAGCCCCUGCAUAUUAUGCCCGGCUUGUGGCAUUUAGAGCAAGGUAUCAUCUGGUGGAUAAAGAUCAUGACAGCGCGGAAGGCAGUCAUGUGUCAGGACAGAGCAAUGGCCGGGAUCCUCAAGCCUUAGCCAAGGCAGUACAGAUCCAUCAUGAUACCCAACAUACCAUGUAUUUUGCCUAAGAGUCUCAGAAAAAGAACUCAGCUAGUUUGGCACCCCUUACAGCCUCAAAAUGUUUCAAGUGACUACCGCCUCUUGCUAGACCCAAGUUGACUUCAGGUGGUCUUCUACCAGCAGCUCAGAAUAGUUGCACUGAAUCUAUAUUUGCAGCAUUGUCUGAUGCAUCAACAAAAUUGAGCCAUUUUUCUAAAAUAAUAGAUACUCAGAUUAUCUUUUCUGAUGAUGCACUGGACUGAAUUUUUACCUCAAUGUGCAAAGGCUGAUCAGCCUGAACUUUCUAAAGGACUUUACAAGAAAGGUUUCUAUGGAAUAUUUUGCUAUUCACUGCAUCCCUCUAGUCUUAGAAGAGAAGAGUAUUCUUUCUUUUUUUUCCCCUGUAUUCAUUCAGUAGGGUAUAUACAUAGGUGGAGAUAAAAAAUAAUCUGCUUCAUUUCAGUGUAACUAAUUGAGUGGGCUCACAAACUUUUUAAUGGAGAUUUCUGACUUUGUCACUGUAAAUGCCUUUAAUGAGCAUUAAUUUUUGGAAAUUUUACAGAGUUUUAUUACUUUAUCUUACUGAUCUCUGCAGACUUGUGCUGGUGUCAGUACAGGCUGCCAGAGGAUUGCACUAUACUUGGCUGCAGAUUCAAACAGGCAGUUCUCUUAUUUGAUUGACUUUCAUGAAUGAGUGACAUAGGACAAUGUAAUGCAUGUCAUAGUGACAGAUAACACUGCCACGGUAAAAGUACUCAUGUUUUUCCCUAUUUGAAAAAACAAAAACAACUUAGCGUUUAGUAUUUUUUCCAAAUUUUCAAAAGUGCCCAUUUUAUGCUGCUGUGUGGUUUGUUAGAUCUAAAUGGUUUUUAAACUUUUCUCAUAGAGUUAACUUUGGCAAUAAGCAUUUUUUUAAGGUCCCUCUUUUUCCUUCCCCUAGUGAUGUAGGUUUUUUCUAGAUGAGAUUUCAGUAUGAUUUUAUCAACUAUUUCUUAUGUAUCAUAAUCUGGCAACUUCUGAAACUGGUCAGAAAAGACAUAUACUUCCAUGCCUUUUUAAGGACUUGUUUUUUAAUCUACUUUAUAGUCAUAACUGGUGUCCUGUCACUUUGUUUUAAAAUAAGCUAGAGCCAGGAUGCUUUCUUAUUGGAUAGUUUGUGCCACUCCAUAGGGCACAUUGAGUGAUGCUGCACUUGCAAAAAUGUACCAGCAUUAAAAAAAAAAAAAAAAGAAAAAAGAAAAAAAAGGUUUCCCUCUGGGAUUCAAAGUUACAGUUACUUGCUGUGCAAUUUUUUUUCUCUAUCUAUACUUGGUGGGUUUUCCUUCCGUACUAAAACUGUUUAGAAGAGGUUUCACAGGGAGACAAGAUUCCUUUCUUGUCUAAACAAAGGAAGUUGUUGGAAAGCAAGCAUCAGUUAAAAUGUAUAGGGAAAAUGUAUUUUGUAUUUAAUGUAGAUAAUACUUUGUAAUGGACAACAGUUACAUAGUUUAGGUAGGUCCAGCCAGUGUUUCCCAACCCACAACUUGCUGACUUGUUCUCCAUCCUGGACCAACAGAGUGAGAGAUAAAGGGUCCUGGAGCCACACUCCAAAUGGCCGGAGAAGGUACUGGAUGAAGAGACAGACAAGAUGUGGUCAGAACAAAGCAAAACCACCAACAACUUUGUUGCCUCUGUCUGGAACCUGCUGGUGGGAAACACUGAAUGAGGUGGUGAAGGGUGGUUUUUUUUGUUUUUGUUUUAAACUCAUUAGUUGAUCCAAAAGUCUUAUAUUAGCCUUCUCAAAAUCCCAGCAAUAUAACAAAUAUAACACACUGUUCUUCUUCAAUCUUUAAGCAAUCUUGUAAAUACAUUGAAGUUUACAUUUCCAUGUGCUGUUGCUCAGCGGCACCACCCGUGUUUGCUGAGACUGGUCUCUAAGAGUUUUAUAAUGUCUAUGGAGUUGUGUAGCUCAUUACCAUGAGUGGGAAGAAAGCAAGUUCUGUGACUGAAGCACAACAUAGGCAGGAGUGAAGAGGUGGCAAAUGUUAACUACUUAUUUUUUUUAUUUUUGCAAAUACCUCACUUGGAUAGUACAAAUCAGGACAUGUUGGUGAGGGGCUGGCUGCUGCUUUUAUUCAUAUUUGUUCAGGGAGAGCAAAGAAAAUAUCCUUCAGCAUGGCCACUUUGGACCCAAGAGGAGGAAAACCAGCUUUUUAAGAGAACGAGGACUCUUUAAAGUCCAACAUGUGAAGAACUCUUGGAGGUUGGCUGGCUGGCCAGCAAAUGGGCACCACACCAGCACUUGAGUGCCUCGGGCUUGCUUGUUAAUAAUGCACAGAAGACGCUCUCACCAUCUCCUGGCAUCUAUGAAGCAGGGAGCAAGGUUGAGUGCUGGGAAGCCCUGAUCCACUUGACUGCAGUUGGGCUGUACACUCAACCUUGAAAUGCUAUAGUUUAUAAGACCCCUGUCAGUCAUAGUAUGUUGGGGCCAAUCAGUAUGGUGGUAGAGGGAAAGCUGGAAGGCCUAUUUUUAUAGGAAAAUGGUAACUCUUAAGGGUACAAUGCUGUUGUUUCUAACGCAAAGAAAGGAAGACAGAAGUUAAGAUUAUUUGAGAAAUCCUGUUGAGGGGGUGAAUCUUUAAGAAGUAAUCACUGCAGUAUCAGAGUUGCAGCAAUAUUUUUGCAAGCAAGUCUGAAUGCAUAGUCUUAAUUGGGUUUGACAAUGGAAUAGGUUAACCCUCCCCCUCAAUACUGGCUGAAUCGUCUGCAUGUGUCAAUCAAUGGGAGGUGUGCAUUCUCUAGAAGUAGUGUUAGGCUGUUUGGUUUUUUUAAAUCAGCCUGUUUAGGCACUGUUAUGUGGUAUGAAAGAUUUUAAUGUAGCAAUGCUAAAGAGGUAACAAUUUGGGGGUAAAGGAGCUGGACAUUAAGAGUGGUAAAAACUCAGACAUUGAACCAGUUGUUUUGUGUUAUUGUUGUUAGCUGUUGACUCCUGAGCAGCUUCUGUAGGGAACCAGCUGGCUUAAUGCAGCCAGCAUUCUGGGCAGGCAGAACAUAUUACUGUAAAUUCUAUUUGCUGCUUCCAAAGGUGAUGAUUUACAAGCAGACAUUUUCUAUAUGGUCUGUAUUUUAGGAUCUGGUGCCCAGCCUAUAUCAGAGCUUACCUACCUGGCUCACUACCUACCCUCACCCAUGGGAAAAGGUAACCUGCUGUUUAACAAGGCUCACCUUCUCCAGCCUGCCUAGCAACUCUUUGUGGAUAUUCUAUAAGAUUUUCUUGCUCAAUAGCAAGGUGGUAACUCUGCUUUCAUUUUAAGAAAGUGGAGGCCUAGGGCAUUGUAUCAAUACUGCUUCAACUCUAAGAAUUUUUCCUUGUAAAACCAAAGGAAAAAAUCUUAUUGGUUGACUAUUUUCUUAUCCCUUGCUAUUGAUCUAUUCAUACUCUUUCUAUGUCUAGUGGCUGAAAUUGUUUGCAUUUGUUGAUUUGACUAAUGGUGUGAUUUUUGUUUCUAUAUUGUUAGACUUGUAAUGUUUUAAAAUGUAUUUUAUUAAAUUUGGACUGGAUGUAUGUUUAUAGCAAUACGAGGUACUUUCUAAGCUAUUAAGGGAGGGGUUGUAUCUCCAUGUUGAGAUAAGAUAAUGGUUGUUUAAUUUUGUAAUUUUUUUUUUUUUGGCCUGCAGGGAUACUUUGCGUUCAUGUGUCUAAAAAAAAAAGAAUAAAUUGGCAUUCUUAUGCCAAAAGUUGUUUUUCUU